Molecule: messenger RNA, 1938 nt
Organism: Cicer arietinum (chickpea)
Lineage: Eukaryota; Viridiplantae; Streptophyta; Magnoliopsida; Fabales; Fabaceae
Source: RefSeq, a predicted model, not a curated record
AUGAGGCACAGCACAGCACAGCACAUGUUUUUGUCGAAGAGCCAACGGACAACGGCUUUUGGCUUUGAUCCGAUGUUGAUGGCUUUUCCCUUUAUCAAUGCCAAAUUUGAAGCUCUAUCAAGGUACUCUCGCUACCUUAGGGACAACCCACAAGACGAGUGGAAGGCAAUCAAAUUUGAGCAAGGACUAAGGCCUGAGCUGCAAAGCUUUAUCGGAAUUCUAGAGAUUCGUGACUAUCCCACCUUGGUAAACAAGUCUAGGGUGGCUGAGCAAAAGAUGCAAGCGCUGGAAGCUGAGAAACCGAAGGAGAAGUUUAACCCUGUUGGAAAAAGGUUUCACAAUAGGGACAAUAAAUUUCAAAAGAAUCUACGUCCUGUGCCCACAAUUUCAAAGGACAAGCAAGGACAAGCUUUGAUUAGUAAGAAUAAGGGAUGUGAAAACUGUGGAUUUAAUCAUGGAGACCAGUCAUGUCCUGCCGCACGAAUUACAUGUCUUAAAUGUGGAAAGGUUGGACAUUAUGCUAGAUGUUGCAAGAGUGAGGGACAGGCUCGAUCUAGACCCCAAAACCAAGGGAGAGUCGUUACACUCCAAGGAGAAGAGGUGAAUGAGUCAGAUGGUUUGAUCAAAGGUAUGGGCUUUAUUAAGAAUAAAAAGAUUAUCAUAUUGUUUGAUUCAGGAGCGACAUAUUCCUUUAUAUCUUUGUCUUGUGUGAAAGCCUUGCAAUUGACUAUUUCUUGUCUACCUUUUGACUUAUGCGUUACCACCCCUGCUGAAAAAAAUCUUACUACCUCCACUGCAUGCUUGAAUUCUACUCUUGUUUAUCAAAAUGUGCCUUAUAAUGUUGAUUUGAUUUGUUUGCCUUUGUCUGGAUUAGAUGUUAUCCUAGGAAUGGAUUGGUUGUCGUCAAAUCAUGCAGUUAUAAAUUGUUCUGAUAAAUCUAUCCUUUUUGCACCUCAAUCUAGGGCUAUUGAUUCACCUCAUUCGUCCAAAUAUUUCGUGUCUGCUCUAGCUUGUCAUAGGUAUUUAGUUGAGGGAGCUCAAGGAUACAUGCUCUUAUUUUCUUCUAAGGUGGAGGUUGAGGAUAAUUUAACCUUGAUGCCUGUAGUUGGUGAAUUUCUUGAUGUGUUCCCUAACGAUGUCUCUAGCUUACCACCGAAUAGAGAAUUAGAAUUUUCCAUUGAUUUAGUGCCAGGGUGUGGCCCAGUGUCAAUAGCACCCUAUAGGAUGUCAACAUUAGAGUUGGAGGAGCUCAAGAAACAAUUGGAAGAUUUAUUGGAAAAAGGGUUCAUUAGGCCUAAUGUGUCACCAUGGGGAGCGCCAGUACUUUUAGUGAAGAAGAAAGAUGGGAGUAUGAGACUAUGUGUAGACUAUAGAAAAUUGAAUCAAGUUACCAUUAAGAAUAAAUAUCCCUUGCCCAGGAUAGAUGACCUCUUAGAUCAAUUGAGAGGAGCUUCAAUAUUUUCUAAGAUAGAUUUGAGGUCUGGGUAUCAUCAAAUUAGAGUCAAGAGUGAAGACAUUCCUAAAACAGCUUUUAGGACAAGAUAUGGACAUUAUGAGUAUGUAGUCAUGCCUUUUGGAGUUACCAAUGCCCCUGCUAUUUUUAUGGAUUAUAUGAACCGAAUUUUUAGACCUUUCUUAGAUAAGUUUGUGGUGGUGUUCAUAGAUGAUAUUCUAAUAUACUCCAAGAGCGUGGACGGCCACGAGAAACACGUGAGGAUGGUGUUGCAAGUUUUGAGAGAUAAUAAAUUGUAUGCAAAACCUGAGAAAUUUGAGUUUUGGCUUGAUGAGGUGAAGUUUUUAGGACAUACCAUCUCUAGUAAAGGAGUGACUGUUGACUCUAGUAAGCCUUACCUCUCACAAAGUACUAUAAAAGAGGGAAAACUUUUGUAUGGGACCAAGAAUGCGAGGAUAAUUUCCAAGUGCUUAAAGGAAGAUUAA